Messenger RNA from Macrobrachium nipponense, 1157 nucleotides. RefSeq lists its product as uncharacterized. Bases 105 to 1157 code for a protein of 350 amino acids. The record is from RefSeq and is a predicted model, not a curated record. Lineage: Eukaryota; Metazoa; Arthropoda; Malacostraca; Decapoda; Palaemonidae. The transcript is spliced from 3 exons.
UCAAUGCAUUACUUUUCCAGGUUUUAAGAUGCACAAACGACAAUGAAGAACGCACUGGUACACCAGAACAUUCCACAUUUGCCCAAAAGAGUGAAGGACUACAAAUGCAUUCCGAGGGUAACAUCGUGUCCUGUGACACCAAAUGCAACCAAAUGGUGACAACAAACAAGUGCAUGACUAGGUCCACUCAUUCAAGAAACACAGAGUUAAAUGAACAAGAAAUCCUGUCAGAAGCAAAGGAUUCAGAGAUAAAUGGCACAGAAUGUGGAAUCAGUGAAGGGGUCACUGACGAAAAGGAAACAGCGGCCAAUUUCCGUGCUGUAGAUCUUGUUCAGAAAAUGUCCAGCGACUCUGAAGAAGAGACCAGAAGUUUCCUUUGUGACAACAAAAGAGGAAAACCAAUGACUUCGGGAAUCUCACAAGAGUUGCAGAUCAUGAACAAGAAUCUAUUUCUUGAGGACUCUCAUUUCGCCUCUGUAAAAGCAUCAGUCAUCUCUGCCCUUAAAGAAAUUUUGUCUAGAUAUGGAGAGAUUCCUGAAACUGAAGACUUAGUGGACUUUUACAGAAAAUGCCAAGAAGAAAAUGUUAUGAAAUGUGAUACUCUCUCUAUCUCUCAAGAGGAAGAUUCCAGUUAUAAGCUCGUUGUCGACGUCUGUAACUUAAGGAGGCAGAGCCUGACUGUUUGCGUGAAGAACAAAAGGGAAAUUUGUAUUGAGGGAAGACACAAACCAAAGAGAGGAACCCUUCAGCAGUCACAGGACUUCACGAAAUCUUUCCUUCUCCCACGGGACGCUGUCAUUGGUUCUGCCUCUGCAUCUGUCUCUUCCGACGGAUUUCUUUUGAUCUCUGUCAACAAAGAGGGUUCUAUUGAAGCCAAAUCCUAUGUAACUCAUGAUAAGGGAAUGGUUGAGACCACAGUGGCGAAUCAACAUUCUGAUGAGGAGGAGGAAGCCAAAGUGUUUAGAGAUGUUAACAAACUGUCUCAGGAACAUCAAGGACAACAGCAGGUGCUCCACAGAAAUGAAAGAGAACAAGAAUUGGCCUCGGAUUCCUCUGCAGCUUCUAUAGCCAGCUGUGCUUCAGUGGCUACUUCUCAUGGCAUUUCAGAGGUAAGAAUUAGUUUGUAUUUGAUCGAUGAUGUAAAUUGCAUUUUAUAA